This is a messenger RNA of Selaginella moellendorffii, 1545 nucleotides long. RefSeq names its product probably inactive leucine-rich repeat receptor-like protein kinase At3g28040. Gene Ontology annotation, molecular function: protein binding. The transcript has a single exon. Bases 1 to 1545 code for a protein of 514 amino acids. The record is from RefSeq and is a predicted model, not a curated record. NCBI's taxonomy places the organism in Eukaryota, Viridiplantae, Streptophyta, Lycopodiopsida, Selaginellales, Selaginellaceae.
AUGGCCAUGUCUCUCGCGGAUUUGCUGCUGCCUUUGUUUCUACUCGUCUUUCUCACAAGAUCCCGGUCACAGUGCCCCACAAAUCCAUCCGCAAUCGUGAACGACACACAGGUUCUUCUCUCUCUCCGUGACAGGCUUGGCAUCAAAGUGUGGAACGAGACUGCCGAUCCAAGAGCAUGGCGGGGAGUGGAGUGGAGCUCGGACAACCAAGUGGAGGGCCUCGCUCUGUCCAGGUUUAAUCUCUCGGGAGUUUUUCCUGCCACCUGGGCCGAGCUUCCAUCGCUGGCUCGCCUGGACCUCUCGCAAAACGGCCUCUCCUCGCUGGAAGUCCCUUGCAAAAAUACGCAGCUCAACCUCCUCAACUUGAGCUCCAAUUCCCUGCAAGAGUUCCCCGGAAAUCUCUCCAGCCUCAAGAGUUUGGAAAGCCUGGACCUCAGUGGGAACUUCUUAACAGUGGCCAGACUCCCAAACUUUAGCUUGAUGCUGCGAUCGCUCAACCUGUCCAUCAACAACUUAACUGGGAGCUUUUCCAUUGGUGGUAACCUGGGACUGGAGGCACUGGAACUCUCGCACAACGGACUCAGCGGCUCCAUUCCAGAAACUUUCGGGGAGAUGACGAACUUGACGCGCCUGGACAUAUCGUAUAACAGGUUUAGCGGAGAUCUACCCGAUAUUUGGAGCAAGAACUUGGAGCUCAGGUACAUGCGUAUCUCCAACAAUUCGCUCCAUGGUGGUUUGCCACCGAGCUUGAGAAGGCUACGCAAGCUCUCUGUUUUACGCGCUGCAUACAACUCUCUCUCCGGGCCACUGGAGCUGGAAGAUGGCAACUUUGCAAGCAUCGAGGUUUUGAACCUCGGGCUAAACGGGUUUAGCGGAACGAUCCCGGCUACGCUGGGAAGCUUGAGGAACUUGAAGAUCUUGGUUCUCACGGGGAAUCAUUUUAGUGGCGCCAUACCACUGGAGCUUGGAAACUGGUCGAACAUCAGAGAGAUAUGGCUUGACAGCAAUAACUUGACUGGAACAAUCCCAGGCGAGCUCUCGAAGCUCUCACAUCUCCAGCAGCUGGUUCUCACGGGGAAUCGUUUUAGUGGCGCCAUCCCAGGCGAGCUCUCGAAGCUCUCGCAUCUCCAAAGGGUGGUUCUCACGGGGAAUCGUUUUAGUGGCGCCAUACCUCCGGAGCUUGGAAACUGGUCGAACAUCAGGGAGAUAUGGCUCAACAGCAAUAACUUGACUGGAACAAUCCCAGGCGAGCUCUCGAAGCUCUCGCAUCUCCAGAAGCUGGUUCUCACGGGGAAUCGUUUUAGUGGCGCCAUACCUCCGGAGCUUGGAAACUGGUCAAACAUUAAGGAGAUAUGGCUCAACGGCAAUGAUUUGACUGGAACAAUCCCAGGCGAGCUCUCGAAGCUCUCACAUCUCCAGCAGCUAGUUCUCAGCAGUAACGACAUCGGUGGGGAGCUCCCUUCCGGACUCUCCAACUGCACUGAGCUCGUUGGCUGGACCAGAACAAGUUCUCUGGAAAUCUCCCUGACAGCUUCGGGAAUUUGA